CUCGGUCUCAAGUCUCACCCCUCCCCAGCAAUCAUGGCCCGCGAACGCACCUACAUCAUGGUCAAGCCCGACGGCGUGCAGCGUCACCUGGUCGGCGAGAUCAUUAAGCGCUUCGAGACCAAGGGCUACAAGCUCGUGGCCCUGAAGCUCGCCCGCCCGUCGGUGGAGCACCUGGAGGCCCACUACUCGGACCUGGCCGGCCGCCCCUUCUUCCCGGCCCUCAUCAAGUACAUGAGCUCGGGCCCCGUGACGUGCAUGGUCUGGGAGGGCACCAACGUGGUGCUCGAGGGCCGCAAGAUGCUCGGCGCCACCAAGCCCACCGAGUCGGCUCUGGGCACGAUCCGCGGCGACUUCUGCGUGGACGUCGGCCGCAACGUGUGCCACGGCUCGGACUCGGUCGAGUCGGCCGAGAAGGAGAUCAACCUCUGGUUCCCGGAGGGCGUCGUCGAGUGGGGCGCCCAGGACGACGAGUGGGUGUACGAGAACUGAAUGCCUCGCGUCGAUCCAGCUCCAGCUCAAACUCAAGUAGCUCCAGCUGUAGCCAACGUGACGGUCACGCCGGUGCUCGAGGACGCGGAGGCGCAGCUCCCCGCCCCAUCCGGGUGCGCGCACUGCACGCUCCUCUAGCUCUAGUCAGUUUAAUCAGGAAAUGAACGCUCGGGAGCGUCCCUCACGGACCCUCCCUGCAUUUGUUGCCCUGCUC
Messenger RNA from Phytophthora sojae, 703 nucleotides. RefSeq lists its product as hypothetical. Gene Ontology annotation, molecular function: nucleoside diphosphate kinase activity. Bases 34 to 489 code for a protein of 151 amino acids. The record is from RefSeq and is a predicted model, not a curated record. Gene Ontology annotation, biological process: CTP biosynthetic process; GTP biosynthetic process; UTP biosynthetic process. The transcript has a single exon. Lineage: Eukaryota; Oomycota; Peronosporomycetes; Peronosporales; Peronosporaceae.